UCAAUGAUGUGCUUGAGUGUUUACUUUGCUGAUUAUGUUUAUACGUUUUAUUCACAAAAUAUAUACAGGGUUUCAAUUAAUGCAGUUACCUUGUCUUUUAUGAGAAAAUAUUGCCAAGUAUUCCCAUUGAAAAGUUCUUAUUCUGCACUAAUAUGUGCCAGUUUGGCAACACAGCAGUAAUUGUGGGCAAGUCUAAUUCGGGGUACCUUCACCUUAAAUGUCGAAAUGACAACUGAGAGUAGUUGUUUAUUUUUAUUGAUGUUUUUAUUUGAUAAAAAGUGAGUCGAACGAAUUUGCUAGGUUUUUGUCCAGUUAUUGUAUAAUAUGUGUUCUCUUAACAAUGAAAAAGGCGAGGUUGAGAUCGAACGGCUGCCAGUGAACUCAGAAGAACAAGUUUUCCAUGACUGGACGAUCAAAUACACAAAAUCCCACAUUCUCCAUUCGAUAUGUUCUUCAUCGGAAAAAUGCAAGGACCCAGCUUCACGGUGUCUGUUAUGUGUGUAUACAAACACUUUGGAACUUCCACACUUACCAGAAAUGGUCUUUCCAAACAACAAACUGAUACUAAAACAUAAAUCUGGAUAUUGGAUAGAGUUCAAUGCCCUUGAUGCAUUGAAGAGAGUUUGCAAUGGAAAACAGCAUCUGAAGGUUGCUUGUGCAGAUGAGUGGAAAGAAACAAGGGCACCAGAGAACCUGAUGGAAAAAAUUAAGCCUUUUGACUGGACUUUUAGCACAGAUUAUCGAGGUACAGAGUCUGAUACUGUUAUUGUUACACCAACUGAAGAAAGAAUAGAUAUUGAGAAGUUAAAAGAAAAGGAAAAGAUAUUGUUUUAUCAAGAACUAAUGUUAUAUGAAGAUGAAUUACAUGACAAUGGUAUCUCAUCAUGUACAGUCAAGAUUAGAGUAAUGCCAAGUUCUUUCUUUGUACUACUGAGAUUUUUCCUGAGAGUAGAUGGUGUGAUGGUUAGAGUAAAUGAUACAAGAUUAUUCCAUGAAUUUACUAAGGAUUAUGCUUUGAGAGAAUAUACUAACAAAGAAUGUGGAGUGAAGGAAUUGAAUCUACCAUUACCAAUGUUUGGGGACCCUAAUUUGUUAUCUCCACAUAUGCCACCCAGGACUUUUAUUUGUGAAAAAAUCACUUGGCCAGAGAAUGGUAGUGCAACUGAAAAUGCUAACUGA
Acanthoscelides obtectus is the source of this 1179-nucleotide messenger RNA. Lineage: Eukaryota; Metazoa; Arthropoda; Insecta; Coleoptera; Chrysomelidae. The record is from the annotation of a GenBank genome assembly.